This is a messenger RNA of Triplophysa rosa, 3965 nucleotides long. RefSeq lists its product as uncharacterized. The transcript has 10 exons. Bases 94 to 1200 code for a protein of 368 amino acids. The record is from RefSeq and is a predicted model, not a curated record. NCBI's taxonomy places the organism in Eukaryota, Metazoa, Chordata, Actinopteri, Cypriniformes, Nemacheilidae.
GUGGAGAGAGUGACAGUCAAAUGUCCAGAGGGAUGUACUGAUGUAUAGCUAGAAGAGUGAAGAAGAGAGGAGUGAAAUCUUCAUGUCAGAGACAUGGACAAACUCAUUCAUCUGAUCUUACUCUCUGCAGGUCUUGUUUCCAUUCAGGGUAAUUUAGACACUUCACAGGAGAAUUUAGCAUUUAAUGGAACGGCUACACAGUCAUCCAAUUUUUUGGCCUGUGUAGCUCAAAAGGCCGUAGAUAGCGACAGAUAUGGAGAUACAUACACAUACUGCUCCAUUACAGUAAAGGAAAGUAACCCAUGGUGGAGGCUGGAUCUUCUGGAUGUUUAUGACAUCAGUACAGUGAUCAUCACUGCUAGAUCAGACUGCUGUGUGGAUCAAACCAACGGAGCAGAGAUUCGUAUUGGAAACUCACUGGACAACAAUGGAAACAACAAUCCCAUAUGUGCUGUAAUUCCUAAUCUUCAACUCGGCACAUCGAUUAUUUUCUCAUGUAAUGGAAUGAAGGGACGUUAUGUGAAUGUAUUCAUGCCUACAGUCCAGCAGCUCUCUCUGUGUGAGGUGGAGGUCUAUAGAUCAGAGAAUUUAGCAUUUAAGGGAACGGCUACACAGUCAUCCACACACCACUACUGGGCUGCUGCAAACACUAUAGAUGGUGUCAGAUAUGGACCUGGUUUAGCCACUUCCUGCUCAGUAACAGAAUCUGAAAAUAACCCAUGGUGGAGGUUGGAUCUCUUGGAUGAAUAUGCGAUUAGAACAGUGAUCCUCAGUAACAGAGGAGACACUUCUCCUGAACAAACCAACUUAGCGGAGAUUCGUAUUGGAAACUCACUGGACAACAAUGGAAACAACAAUCCCAGAUGUGCUGUAAUUUCUGGUCUUCCCUUAAAAUCUACAGUCAGUUACUCGUGUAAUGGGAUGGUGGGACGUUAUGUGAAUGUGGUAAUGCCUGCAGUCCAGUGUCUCUCUCUGUGUGAGGUGGAGGUUUAUGAAACAGAUCUCAGAAGAAAAACCUUUCUGAGGCUGAAGUUCUCCUCCAGUGGUGAUGUAGCUGCUGAGAGCGACAAAAUCCUCCAUCAGCUGCAGUCUGCUCUGGCAUCACACAUCUCUGAUUUUAAUCUGUCCUGGACACAACUACCUGAGAAAGAAGAAGAACAAGAGACGGAGGACGGAGGUUCUUGUGUGAAACAUCUUUAAUCUGCAUCUACAAACUGAAUCUUUAAUGCAAAAGCUCCUUGAUUUGAUUUACUCAUUAGUGAUGCUUUGAAAAAGCAUAACUAUUGUUAUUCGAACAUACAUACUUCUUAUAAUAAUUAUUCUUGUUCCGCCAAAAGUUUGGCACGCUACUUGUCCCGCAGCUUUUGACGUAGACCCAUGAAUGAAUACAUCACAUCGACGGGCCUAUUCGGGAAUGGUGUGCUAUGACUUUUAUAAGCGAUAGGGUGGGGGUUGCGAUAGGGGGGCGAAAAAACACCCGAAAAAUCCCAUUGACUUAACAUUGCGCCCAACUUUGAGGGAUCGUAGCUCCGAGCGAGGAUAUCGUAGAAACAUGAAAACAAUACACGAUUUGAAGGGGUUAUCAGGCUCUAUAAGAACAUCACUCACAAUGGGGUGUAAGUUGCACCCCUGGGGUGUGAGAGCCUCCCAAAAUUUCCCAAUCACAGGAAGCAUGCCCAUAUAAGGCGUAAAACGUCCGGUGUUGAAUAUCUUAGCAGUACAACCACUUACAGACAAGGGGGUGGGCUCAUUUGACUCAGACAACCAAUCAGUGUCACAUGAUCAUUAUGAAGAUAUUAAGCCACGCCCAUAGCAACCAUUUACAGCAACCUAGCAACCGAUCCCAUUGACUCCCAUUAUCAAAAGUCCAUAUGAAUAUCUUUGCAGAACAGUGUCGUAGAGAUGAGGGGGUGGGCUCAUUUCACUCAGACAUCCAAUCAGUGUCACAGGAUCAUCUUAAAGCUAUUAAGCCACGCCCAUAGAAACCAUUUACAGCAACCUAGCAACCGAUCCCAUUGACUCCCAUUAUCAAAAGUUCAUAUGGAUAUCUUUGCAGUACAGUGUCGGAGAGAUGAGGGGGUGGGCACGUAUUACUCAGGCAACCAAUCAGUGGCCCAGGAAGUUCAUUAAGCCACGCCCAUAGCAACAAAACAUCUUAACUUAGCAACCGUUUAACAACACCUACAUCUCUUCAUCAGAACAUCAUAGAGAGAUGGGGGUUGGUUUGUUUCACUUGUGGGUUGAAGCAUUAUCAGUUGGCAUAUGCUAAGCCACGCCCACAGCAACCAAACAGGUUAGCCUAGCAACCAUUUAGCAACACCUAUAUCUCUGCAUCAGAACAUCGUAGAGACACGGGGGUUGGGUCGUUUCACUCAUAGCUUAGAGCAUCAUCAAUUAGCACAUACUAAGCCACGCCCAUAGCAACCAAACAGGUUAGCCUAGCAACCGUUUAGCCAAACCUAUAUCUAUGCAUAGGAACAUCGUAGAGACAUGGGAGUUGGUUUGUUUCACUUGUGGCUUGAAGCAUCAUCAGUUGGCAGAUGCCAAGCCACGCCCAUAGCAACCAAACACAUUAGCCUAGCAACCGUUUAGCAAGACCUAUAUCUCUGUAUCUGAACAUCUUAGAGUCAUGGGGGUUGGUUAGAUUCACUAGUACUUAAAGUGUCAUCACCCUAGUGCCGAGUUCCGCGGUUUGCCACGAAAGCAUCACUCACAGUUUCUUUAGAAAAUGUACUAUCUAGUUUCUAUUAUUGUUCUUCUCUAUUAUUGAUCUUGUGGGAAUGACCAGGGGUUCACAUCACUGCUGAAUAUAUUUAAUCUCAUUAUAGUCCUCAUCACUAUACAGCCUCAGAAAAAAAUUAAGAGACCACUCCAAAUUUGUUUAAUCAUAAUUUCUAGAUGUAUUGUGGUCAGUUCAGUGUCUGUUGAAUUUCAACAAAAUCAAACCUCAGGAGUGACAUAAAGUCAUCCAACAGCAAUGUGAAAGACAGCCAGCAUGACAAAACACAUAAAAUCUGUGAUAAAAAUCCAGGUCAUUAAAAAAUACAUACUGUAUAUUUGAACUUUUCCUAAAUACAUGUAGAAAUAUGACUGUUAUAUUGCUUAACAUUAAAUAUGAACUUGCUUUCUUUGUAGUAUUUGAAAUUAUUUGGUCUGAAAAAAUACAGAGCAUCUUUUCUGUUAUUGUCUACUGUUUCUCAGUUUCUGAAAAUAAAUGCAAAUAGAAACACAAUGUUUAUUUCAAGUUUGAGAGAAAUAUUAAUAGUAGUUCACAGAAUUAAAUAAAAAUGAUAAUUUUACCUAAACACAUACAGUACAGUACCUAUAAAUAGUCCAUUUUAAAAGCAGAAAAACGGUCUCUGAAAUGGUCUCUUAAUUUUUUACAUGGCUGUAUUUGUGAAGAUUGUUAGUGUAAUAACCCGAGAUCAAGUGUGUAAAACAACAGUAGUGUGCCAAUGUAUUUAUCAUAGCGUAUGUAUCGUUAAGUUUAUUUCAUAGCAUUCCAUUUUAUUUAUUUAUUUAUAUAAGAUCUCUUUUAAAACUCUGAUUAGAGAUUUAUAUUUCCCCAUAACUGUAUUUACACGUGUUUAUUUUCUAUAUUGCUCAUAUCUGUACUUUGCUUUAAAAUAUUUUUAGACAGAGUAAAUGUUAACAGUCAUUAGGGCUGUCACGAUUAUGAAAUUUGACUGACGAUUAAUUGUCUAAUAAAUCAUUGCGAUUAUGACAAUUAAUUGUCUGUUUUAGGGCAUUGACAUUUAAUUCUCAUACAUUUUUGAUUCAGCGAUUGAAACGACCAUAUUGUUCUGAAUACAAGACUGUGUUUUUUUCUUGGAAAUACAUCGGAAAAAAUUGGGUCAUCAUAUAUUUAAGGUUUAGGCUUUUACCUGUCAAUAAUACAACUGCCAAAUACUUGUAAAUGAAGUAAGUUGAUCAGGUGUGAAUUGAAGCCACCAUUAAAAUACUAU